AUUAGACUGUGACGGGGAUGCCAAUGUGGAUGCCGCUAUUUGAAAUGUAUUGCAGAAUGUUUUGACGGGACGAGACGUGACGUGACGAUUAGUGUUCCGCAAUUUCGAAGCUGUACUGCGAUUUUUUUUUAUCACGAAUGGUAACUCAUAACCUCAUGUUCAACGUUCGAUACUGCCCAAAGUCAAUUGAUGACAGACAAUGCCAAUGAAUCCUGACGGGAAGGUGCCGUUAAGUGAUGUGGCGGACAUCCAAUGUGAUUAGCCGUUUCAGGAACUACCAUUGAGUCUAACUUCCUUGCCUUCCUAAAAUCAAAGAUACUGCAGCCAAUAAGAAACAUUCUCAAUUUCUCAGAUAGUUAAUUCACUUGAUUGGUAGUAAAAUCUGUGGAGGAGUUGUAUUUGUGAGUUCUUGUGUAGAUUGUUUACCAACUGAGGGAAGAGGAGGACAAUUAUGUCUAUUCAAUUGCAGUACAUGAAACGUGUCGUGGAUGUGGAAAUACCAGCGACGUACGAGAAAAUCAUCACUGAAGUUUCGGAAUGGACGGGAUUGGAUACUGCUGAGUUUUACCUACUGUACAAUGGCCGUAUAUUGUGUAACACUGACAGCAUUGAAGAUGGGAAUGUGCACAUUAUUCCUAGACUUGUUGGAGGCAAAGGAGGUUUUGGAUCCAUGCUUAGGGCAAUCGGUGCACAAAUAGAAAAAACAACUAAUAGAGAGGCAUGCAGAGACCUGAGUGGGCGACGGCUGAGGGAUAUAAAUGAAGAGAAAAGAUUAAAAAACUGGAUAGCUCAGCAAGCAGAGAGGGAACAAGAAGCAGCAGAAAGACGGCAGAAGAAACUUGAACGACUUUGUUUGGAACCAAAACAUGAAUUUAAGGACAUAAAAUAUGAAGAAGAACGAUCUGUGCUAACAGAAAAAGUUUGUGAUGCUGUUGAGCAAGGAUUCAAGGCAUCAAGUAGUGGAAAUGGCAUGAAGAGAAAACAGGAGAGUAAGGAAAUGAGCUCAAAGCCAAAGAAAAAGAAAACAUGCUUGUGGAUUGAUGCUGAUAAUGAACUUGACACUGAGGAUAGUGAUGAUUGCCUCAGUGACGAGAAUGAUGGCAGUACAUCAUCAAAAAGUGGUUCUCAAAACAGUUCCAGUCAGUUACAUGAUGCUACACUACAUUUACCAGAGACAGUGGCAAGAAAUGACAAAAGGAUAACACAAGCUGUGUAAUAUUAUUGACUCAGUCUCUUUGUAAGGAACCAAGUGAUUGUACUGUAUGUUUUUGUAAAAUAAAAUGUGUAAAAAUAAUUAUUAUACAAAUAUAUUAACAAUUGAAUUGUGUAUGAAUAAUAAAAUAACAGUAUUGUUCAGUA
This is a messenger RNA of Schistocerca gregaria, 1359 nucleotides long. Its product is annotated as replication stress response regulator SDE2. The coding region runs from base 452 to 1216 and encodes 254 amino acids. Gene Ontology annotation, cellular component: nucleus. The transcript has 6 exons. NCBI's taxonomy places the organism in Eukaryota, Metazoa, Arthropoda, Insecta, Orthoptera, Acrididae. The record is from RefSeq and is a predicted model, not a curated record.